Molecule: messenger RNA, 991 nt
Organism: Pygocentrus nattereri (red-bellied piranha)
Lineage: Eukaryota; Metazoa; Chordata; Actinopteri; Characiformes; Serrasalmidae
Gene: tomm20a
Product: translocase of outer mitochondrial membrane 20
Exons: 5
Coding region: 132-572 (146 amino acids)
Biological process (GO): protein targeting; tRNA import into mitochondrion; protein import into mitochondrial matrix
Cellular component (GO): mitochondrial outer membrane translocase complex; mitochondrial outer membrane
Molecular function (GO): transmembrane protein transporter activity
Source: RefSeq, a predicted model, not a curated record
UAAGGAGCUCAUUUCCGGCCUGGCCUGGCUGGUGGGCCCGGCCUCGUGCGCGUGCUCAGUGCUCUGCGUUCAGCGCGUGCUCCCGGUCCCCGGUUCGCUCCGCACCGCUCCGGCCGCUGGUGGUCAGCAGGAUGCUGGACAGGAGGCUCGGCGCGGUCGCGCUCGGCGUCGGCGGGGCUUUGAUCGUCGGCUACUGUAUCUAUUUCGACAGGAGACGAAGAAGCGACCCCGACUUCAAAAGGAGGCUGCGUGAACGUAGGAGGAAGCAGAAAAUUGCUCAGGAAAAGUCUGGACUGGCCAGGCUGCCAGAUCUCAAGGAUCCCGGGGCUGUGCAGCAGUUCUUCCUUGAUGAGAUUCAGCUUGGGGAGGAGUUACUGGCUCAGGGAGACUAUGAGAAUGGUGUGGAUCACCUGACCAAUGCCAUUGCUGUGUGUGGCCAGCCACAGCAGCUCCUGCAGGUGCUCCAGCAGACUUUACCUCCACCUGUCUUCCAGAUGCUUAUCACCAAAGUACCCACCAUCAGCCAGCGGGUAAUAAGUGCACAGAGCUUGGCUGAAGAUGAUGUUGAGUGAGAACAGGAUGAGCAUGAGGUUUGAGUUUGCUGGUUAUCGUGGCCGACAGCAGAGUUUCACCAUAGACGACUGCAAACCCUCUGACGUGCUGCUGUGAAGUCUUUCCCUUUGUUUUUGUUUAUUUUCUAUACUGCGCAUUCUCAGUUAUUGGUUGAUAAUCUUUCUGCCCCCUGCAUUUUUUUUCUGAUGGCAUAAAAUGUCUUGACUAAACGAGCUUUUAUUUAAAAUGAAUGUAUUUAUUGAUGGGCAGAGAUUCGCACACGUACUCAAGGGACCAUCUGUAACGUCACUUUAUUACGGUUUAGAAACAGUAACUGUUGUUCAUUACUUACGUAUUGUUCAAAGAACAAAGGUUAUUCCACUUUAUCUUUUUAAGUUCUUUUCUAUGUAGUCCUACAAUAAAGGUUAAAGUGAAGAAG